AAAUACACACGAAGUGGUACUAUCUAUAGUACUACUACUUCAUUCUCUUCUUUUCUUUUUCUCUCUCUAAAUUAAUUAAUCAUAUAUAUAAAUAUAUAAAGAGAUGGAUAAGUCAAUAAUCGGGGCUGGUGUUUCAUCCAAUUACAAUGAAUCAUCAUCGGACGGUGUAAACAGGUUAGUAGAUCAAGAUCAACGGCUGCUACCGAUAGCAAACGUGGGGAGGAUGAUGAAGCAAAUACUGCCACCCAACGCUAAGAUCUCAAAGGAAGCCAAGGAGACCAUGCAAGAGUGCGUGUCGGAGUUCGUGAGUUUCGUCACUGGAGAGGCCUCGGAGAAGUGCCGCCGUGAGCGGCGGAAGACGGUGAACGGAGACGACGUGUGCUGGGCUCUGGCCGCCUUGGGAUUCGAUGAGUAUGCGGGCCCUUUGAAGAGGUACUUGCAUAGGUAUAGAGAGCUAGAAGUAGAGAAGUCCUCCUCCUCUAUUAAUAUUAAUAAUAAUAAUAAUAAUAAUUUGAUGGUGAUAAGAUUGAACGACCAAAAUAUUCCUGCGUUUCAUCACUAUGUCUCUCCAAACGACGACGAUGCAUUAUUGUGAAUUAAUUUGUAUCACUUGAACAAUUAAUUUCAUGCUAUUACUUGAAAAAUGAUGCUAAGUAUAAACAUGCUUAAAAAAGUUACCUUCUAUUUCUUUUAUUAUUAUUA
Cannabis sativa is the source of this 702-nucleotide messenger RNA. Its product is annotated as nuclear transcription factor Y subunit B-4. Lineage: Eukaryota; Viridiplantae; Streptophyta; Magnoliopsida; Rosales; Cannabaceae. Bases 104 to 595 code for a protein of 163 amino acids. The record is from RefSeq and is a predicted model, not a curated record. Gene Ontology annotation, biological process: regulation of transcription by RNA polymerase II. Gene Ontology annotation, cellular component: CCAAT-binding factor complex. Gene Ontology annotation, molecular function: protein heterodimerization activity; DNA-binding transcription activator activity, RNA polymerase II-specific; RNA polymerase II cis-regulatory region sequence-specific DNA binding. The transcript has a single exon.